This is a messenger RNA of Oncorhynchus masou masou (cherry salmon), 1994 nucleotides long. Its product is annotated as suppressor of tumorigenicity 7 protein homolog. The transcript is spliced from 16 exons. The coding region runs from base 203 to 1741 and encodes 512 amino acids. The record is from RefSeq and is a predicted model, not a curated record. NCBI's taxonomy places the organism in Eukaryota, Metazoa, Chordata, Actinopteri, Salmoniformes, Salmonidae.
AUCGUCCCAGAAUACACUGAGAGCCCAGAGUAUCAUGGCUGAAAAUGGGACAGGCAUAUUAAUAGAGCAACUCAAGUCCUCCAUUGCCUGGUCUUGGACAUACUUCUGACAACCUGGUUCUCUGUUAUGGUUAUUUUUGGUUUACAUUUUACGAGUGCCAUUCAGAUACAGCGACAACCUGACCACCGCGCCCGGCCCAGCCAUGUUUGGCACAGAGUCCUCAUUAAGCAUGUUUCUGAACACCCUAACCCCCAAGUUCUACGUGGCUUUGACGGGGACCUCCUCCUUGAUAUCUGGACUCAUACUGAUAUUUGAGUGGUGGUACUUCAGGAAGUACGGUACUUCCUUCAUCGAGCAGGUGUCAGUGAGCCACCUGCGCCCUCUGCUGGGCGGCGUGGACAACAGCUCCCCAACCAACUCCAACAGCAGUAACGGCGACGCAGACUCCAACCGACAGAGUGUGUCCGAAUGUAAAGUAUGGCGAAAUCCACUGAAUUUAUUUCGAGGGGCGGAGUAUAACCGGUAUACGUGGGUGACGGGCCGAGAGCCACUCACGUACUACGACAUGAAUCUCUCGGCACAAGACCACCAGACCUUCUUCACAUGUGACUCAGACCACCUCCGGCCAGCUGACGCCAUAAUGCAGAAAGCGUGGAGAGAGAGGAACCCACAGGCACGCAUCUCUGCUGCACACGAAGCCCUUGAACUAGAGGACUGUGCGACAGCGUACAUCCUGCUGGCAGAGGAGGAGGCUACCACCAUCGUGGAGGCAGAGAAGCUCUUCAAACAGGCUGUGAAGGCAGGAGAAGGUUGCUACAGACGCAGCCAACACCUUCAACACCACGGAGCGCAGUAUGAGGCACAGCACAGAAGGGACACCAAUGUUCUGGUAUACAUUAAGAGGAGACUGGCCAUGUGCUCUAGAAAGCUGGGACGGACCAGAGAAGCUGUCAAAAUGAUGAGAGACUUAAUGAAGGAGUUCCCUCUCCUCAGUAUGUUCAAUAUCCAUGAGAACCUGCUGGAGUCGCUGCUAGAGCUACAGAACUACGCAGACGUACAGGCCGUACUAGCCAAGUACGACGAUAUUAGUUUACCCAAAUCUGCAACAAUAUGCUACACAGCAGCUUUGCUCAAAGCCAGGGCGGUAUCGGACAAGUUUUCUCCAGAGGCAGCAUCGAGGCGAGGGUUGAGUACAGCAGAGAUGAAUGCUGUAGAAGCCAUACACAGAGCUGUGGAGUUCAACCCACACGUCCCCAAAUACCUGUUAGAAAUGAAAAGUUUAAUACUGCCCCCAGAGCACAUUCUGAAGCGAGGGGACAGUGAGGCCAUAGCCUACGCCUUCUUUCACCUGCAGCACUGGAAGAGGGUGGAGGGGGCCCUUAACCUGCUCCACUGUACCUGGGAGGGCACUUUUAGAAUGAUCCCCUACCCUCUGGAGAAAGGCCACCUCUUCUACCCAUACCCCAUCUGCACCGAGACCGCAGACAGAGAGCUGCUACCAACAGUGUUUCAUGAGGUGUCGGUGUACCCUAAGAAGGAACUGCCAUUCUUCAUCUUGUUCACGGCUGGUCUCUGCUCCUUCACCGCCAUGCUGGCCCUCCUCACACACCAGUUCCCCGAGCUCAUGGGAGUCUUCGCUAAAGCCUUUCUUAGCACCCUGUUUGCUCCUCUGAACUUCAUCAUGGAGAAAGUGGAGAGCAUCCUGCCAUCCAGUCUGUGGCAUCAGCUCACACGCAUCUGACAGUGACCAGCCCCGCCCGGACUUGACUGACACACUCUUUGUGCCAAUAUCAUGGAUUAGACGGACAGUGAGGAUGGAUUGGAAGAAAAGGGAAACAUGGAGUUCUGAAUUGCUUUUGACUUUAUUUGAUAUGUUUUCAUUUUGUCUUCAAAUCUCAUGUAAAACCGUUUUUUUGUUGUACAAAAAAAGGUGAUCAAUUGUCAUCAUUAAAAAAGUGGAAAAAUACAUAAAAUAAAAGGACUUUUUGUGUAUA